GGUCCGCGGGGCGGGGGAGGCUGGCUUCGCGCUGGGCCCGCGGGCGGCGCGCGUCAGAGCGCGGCGGGCCGGCGAGGCCGCGGCAUGGGGCGGGUGCAGCUCUUCGAGAUCCGCCUGAGCCACGGCCGCGUAGUCUACAGCCCCGGGGAGCCGCUGGCCGGGACCGUGCGCGUGCGCCUGGGGGCGCCGCUGCCCUUCCGAGCCAUCCGGGUGACCUGUACCGGUUCCUGCGGGGUGUCCAACAAGGCCAAUGAUGCUGCCUGGGUGGUGGAGGAGGGCUACUUCAGCAGCUCCCUGUCGCUGGCCGACAAGGGGAGCCUGCCCGCUGGAGAACACAGCUUCCCCUUCCAGUUCCUGCUUCCUGCCACAGCACCUACCUCCUUUGAGGGGCCUUUUGGAAAGAUCGUGCACCAGGUGAGGGCCACGAUCGACACGCCACGUUUUUCCAAGGAUCACAAGUGCAGCCGAGUGUUCUAUAUCUUGAGCCCCCUCAAUCUGAACAGCAUCCCAGACAUCGAGCAACCCAAUGUGGCCUCUGCCACAAAGAAGUUCUCCUACAAGCUGGUGAAGACAGGCAGCGUGGUCCUCACAGCCAGCACCGACCUCCGCGGCUACGUGGUGGGGCAGGUGCUGCGGCUGCGCGCUGACAUCGAGAACCAGUCGGGCAAAGAUACCGGCCCCGUGGUGGCCAGUCUGCUGCAGAAAGUGUCCUAUAAGGCCAAACGCUGGAUCUACGAUUUGCGGACCAUCGCGGAGGUGGAGGGUGCAGGUGUCAAGGCCUGGAGGCGGGCGCAGUGGUGGGAGCAGAUCCUGGUGCCGGCCUUGCCCCAGUCAGCCCUGCCGGGCUGCAGCCUCAUCCACAUUGACUACUUCCUGCAGGUCUCCCUGAAGGCGCCUGAAGCCACUGUGACCCUCCCGGUCUUCAUUGGCAAUAUUGCUGUGAACCAUGCCCCGCUGAGCCCCUUGCCAGGCCCGGGGCCGCCUCCUGGGGCCCUGUCCCCAGCGGUGCCUUCUGCGCCGCCCCAGGAGGAGGCUGAGGCUGUGGCGGCUGGCCCCCACUUCUUGGACCCGGUCUCCCUCUCCACCAAGAGCCACUCGCAGCAGCAGCUGCCGCCUGCCACCCUGGCUUCUGUGCCUGGCGCCUCUGAGCCCCGUCCUCGGGAUGGCAGCCCCGCCCCCCACCCGCUGCCCCCUCCCCUGUGCAUCUCCACAGGUGCCACUGUCCCCUACUUUGCAGAGGGCUCCGGGGAAGCGGUGCCCACCACCAGCACCUUGGUCCUCCCCCCGGAGUACAGCACGUGGGGCUACCCUGAUGAGGCCCCACCGUCCUAUGAGCAGAGCUGUGGCAGUGCUGACCCUGGCCUGACCCCUGGGAGCUGACACCUGGCCUGAUGCCUCAGGAGCUGACCCCCAGGAGCUGACCCUCAGGAGCUGACCCCUGGGCACUGACUCCAUGCUGCCUUCUCUGGGUGGGCCUGGCCUCUGCUCUGGGACUGGGGCGCCCAGGGCCUCGUGCCUUCACUCCCAGCCUGCCCUGGAGCACUCAGGACCUGCCCAGCCUCUGCCAGCGCCCUGGAGUUGGCCCUCCUUUCCCUGGGCUGGGCAGGGCGGGGGUGGCAGGGAGCUGGACCUGGAGAGACUACUCAGUAAAUAAAGGC
Messenger RNA from Propithecus coquereli (Coquerel's sifaka), 1658 nucleotides. RefSeq names its product arrestin domain containing 1 (gene ARRDC1). The record is from RefSeq and is a predicted model, not a curated record. Gene Ontology annotation, molecular function: ubiquitin-like ligase-substrate adaptor activity; ubiquitin protein ligase binding. Bases 85 to 1380 code for a protein of 431 amino acids. Gene Ontology annotation, cellular component: cytoplasm. Lineage: Eukaryota; Metazoa; Chordata; Mammalia; Primates; Indriidae. The transcript is spliced from 8 exons. Gene Ontology annotation, biological process: protein transport.